Molecule: messenger RNA, 2938 nt
Organism: Grammomys surdaster
Lineage: Eukaryota; Metazoa; Chordata; Mammalia; Rodentia; Muridae
Gene: Hpse
Product: heparanase
Exons: 12
Coding region: 16-1623 (535 amino acids)
Cellular component (GO): membrane; extracellular matrix
Molecular function (GO): hydrolase activity, acting on glycosyl bonds
Source: RefSeq, a predicted model, not a curated record
GUCCAGCCAGCUGGGAUGCUGCGGCUGCUGCUGCUGGGGCUUUGGGGGCCGCUCGGUGCCCUGGCCCAGGGCGCUCCGGAGGGGACCGCGCCGACCCAGGACGUGGUAGACUUGGAGUUUUAUACCAAGCGGCUGCUCCAAAACGUGAGUCCCUCGUUCCUGUCCAUCACCAUCGAUGCCAGCCUGGCCACCGACCCGCGGUUCCUCACCUUCCUGGGCUCUCCACGGCUCCGAGCUCUGGCUAGAGGCUUAUCUCCUGCAUACUUGAGAUUUGGUGGCACCAAGACUGACUUCCUUAUUUUUGAUCCUGACAAGGAACCGACCUUCGAAGAAAGAAGUUACUGGCAAUCUCAAGUUGACCAUGAUAUGUGCAGGUCUGAGGCGGUCUCUGCUGACGUGCUGAGGAAACUCCAGGUGGAAUGGCCCUUCCAGGAGCUGUUGCUGCUCCGAGAACAAUACCAAAAACAGUUCAAGAACAGCACCUACUCAAGGAGCUCAGUGGACAUGCUCUACAGUUUCGCUAAGUGCUCGAGGUUAGACCUGAUCUUUGGUCUCAAUGCUUUACUACGAACCCCAGACUUACGGUGGAAUAGCUCCAAUGCCCAACUUCUCCUCAACUACUGCUCUGCCAAGGGUUACAACAUCUCCUGGGAACUGGGCAACGAGCCCAACAGUUUCUGGAAGAAAGCUCACAUUCUUGUCGAUGGGUUGCAGUUAGGAGAAGAUUUUGUGGAGUUGCAUAAACUUCUACAAAGGUCAGCUUUCCAAAAUGCAAAACUCUAUGGUCCUGACAUUGGUCAGCCUCGCGGGAAGACAGUUAAGCUGCUGAGAAGUUUCCUGAAGGCUGGCGGAGAAGUGAUCGAUUCUCUUACGUGGCAUCACUACUACUUGAAUGGCCGUGUUGCUACCAAAGAAGAUUUUCUGAGCUCCGAUGUGCUGGACACUUUUAUUCCAUCUGUGAAAAAAAUUCUCAAGGUAACUAAGGAGAUGACACCCGGCAAGAAGGUCUGGUUGGGAGAGACGAGCUCUGCGUACGGCGGCGGGGCGCCCUUGCUGUCCAACACCUUUGCAGCCGGCUUUAUGUGGCUGGACAAACUGGGCCUGUCAGCCCAGAUGGGCAUAGAGGUCGUGAUGAGGCAGGUGUUCUUCGGAGCGGGCAACUACCACCUAGUGGAUGAAAACUUCGAGCCCUUACCGGAUUACUGGCUCUCUCUCCUGUUCAAGAAAUUGGUAGGUCCCAAGGUGUUAAUGUCAAGAGUGAGAGGCCCGGACGGAAGCAAACUCCGAGUGUAUCUCCACUGCACUAACGCUGAUCACCCAAGAUAUCAAGAAGGAGAUCUCACUCUGUAUGUCUUGAACCUCCAUAAUGUCACCAAGCACUUGAAGUUACCGUCUCCGUUGUUCAGCAGACCAGUGGAUAAGUACCUUCUGAAGCCUUCUGGGCCUGAGGCAUUACUUUCCAAAUCUGUGCAACUGAACGGUCAAACCCUGAAGAUGGUGGAUGAGCAGACCCUGCCAGCUCUAACAGAAAAGCCUCUCCCCGCGGGAAGCUCACUAAGCGUGCCUGCCUUUUCCUAUGGGUUCUUUGUCAUAAGAAAUGCCAAAAUCGCUGCUUGUGUAUGAAAAUAAAAGGCAUGCAGUACCCCGGGACGAAAGCGGUCAGGGCUGUCAUUCAUAAGAGUAAACCAGAACCCCAGCUGUAGGAGGCUGACUCCUGGUCAACUUCCAGAGCCUCUGGAGGGCGGGGAAGGCUUCAGUGCUAGAUCGGAGCCUUGAAAAGGCGGGGCACGCUUCAGCGGUACAUCCAGUGUGGUGUUCUCCUCUAAGUAGACCACUGCAGGUGGUGAGAGUUAAUGACAAAUGACACUUAGCACUUUGCAUGCACUAUUUUGGGGGGGUUAUUAAAAACGUAUAGGAAUGCCUCCAAUAAUUGUCAAAUACGACCUUUAGGAGCCUCUCUGUAGCUCCAGUGGGGGAAGGCACAUUGCCAUAAAGCCACACUGGCUGUAGAAGGACACCUGCUCACAUUCUUAGAGGAACUAAAACAGAGAAAUGGCCCCUGUGCCUCUUCUCCUUGUUCUUCAUGAGUCUGGGAAAGGACAGGUGGCUUGGUAGAGCGGUAUUAAACAAAGACAAACAAAAGACCAGUCACAGCUGUGAGGGAAGGGAUGCAGACGGUUUGGAAAUGGCUGUAAAGGAGCCAGUUGGCUGAUUGGGAGAAGUUUCCAGAAACACCUGACGUCGUCCUCCAUUGGUGUUUACUUUUUCUACACCAGUAGUUGUUGCUUUGCUUGGAAAGCUCUGGCCUAUUAAGAACAGAAACCUCUAAAUGAGGAGAUUUAUAAGCCUACAUAAGAAAUUGUUGAAGUGAGGUACGGUCCAAUCUUUCUCCCUCUCUGUCCUGAUGUCUGUGGUACUGGCUCCCUGCUUGGCCUGGUCACAUGAUAGCUGCAACUUGUCUAUAGAUUCAUUGAGACCUGGCAGUAACCAGAGGAAGAAGAUGAGUGUUCCUCACAGACCUGAAGAGCUCUUUCUUGGAGGUUCUCCCGGCAAGCCUUUCCUCGAGUCUCCUCAAGUCUCCCUGGCCACGGAUAGGUCUGUGGUCAUUUCUAUCACUGUCCAUGAGCAGCAAUGCCUGUGACUGUCUUCAAGCAAUACUCCCUUCGGGCAGAGAGGUUUGGUGGAGUCCACAGCACUAGACAUUUGCUUUUGAUCUGUGGUUUCGAUUAAAUAAAAAAAUGUAAUUCCCCCCCUAGGAUUUUAAUCCUCUUAAGGACUGCAAUUCUAUAUGUUUGUGCCUGCUAUGAGUGUCAUCUCAAUUGAAUCUAGUAUGUUGAUGAAGCUAGAACCUAAAGUUUGUAUGCUUCAGUACUCUCAAUUUUAUGCAAAUAAGUUUUUCUAUUUCCACAUUUGAAAUAAACUAAUUUUAUAGCCUUAA